Polychytrium aggregatum is the source of this 2664-nucleotide messenger RNA. RefSeq names its product splicing factor 3A subunit 1-like protein. Bases 172 to 2553 code for a protein of 793 amino acids. Gene Ontology annotation, cellular component: U2 snRNP; catalytic step 2 spliceosome; U2-type prespliceosome. Gene Ontology annotation, biological process: regulation of alternative mRNA splicing, via spliceosome; mRNA cis splicing, via spliceosome. The transcript has 12 exons. The record is from RefSeq and is a predicted model, not a curated record. Gene Ontology annotation, molecular function: protein binding; RNA binding. Lineage: Eukaryota; Fungi; Chytridiomycota; Chytridiomycetes; Polychytriales.
CUCGCUCAUCCCUCGCUCCUCUCUCGCUCCCCGCCGAGGGGGGAGAUCGGUUUUCGCGAGCCGGCUCGCCACGGCCUUGAUCACCCUUCCCUGCCCAAGAUCGCCGAGCCUGAGGAGUUGCUGCUUCUGUUGCUGCUGCUGCUGACCAGAGAGCCCUGAGCGAGUGCCAGCAUGUCUCCCACGCCAGUAGCCGAGGAGCUGUCUGCCGGCGGCGACCAGCCUGCCGGCAACAUCAUCGUCGGAAUCAUCUACCCGCCUCCCGAGAUCCGAAACAUCAUCGAUCGGACGGCCCUGUAUACCGGACGCAGUGGCCCCUCCUUUGAAGAGCGCAUCCGAGAAAAUGAAAAACACAAUCCAAAGUUCUGUUUCCUCAACCCAACCGAUCCAUAUCACGCAUACUAUGCACACAAGGUCAAGGAAGUCCGUGAGGGCAAAGCCGCCCAGGAGCAGCCGACUGCCAAGAAGGCCGAGCAGGCGGCUGUCCCCACUGUACCGGCCAAGCCAGCGCCAAAGGAGCCGCCUACAUUCGAGUUCAGCGCCGAAAUGCCUGCAAUCUCUGCCCAGGAUCUGGACAUUAUCAAACUCACGGCCCAGUUUGUGGCCCGCAACGGCCGCCAGUUCAUGACGGGUCUCCAGCAGCGCGAGCAACGCAACUACCAGUUUGAUUUCCUGCGACCCAACCACAGCUGGUUCCCGUAUUUUAUGAAGCUCGUCGAACAGUACACCAAGAUCCUGAUGCCCCCGCGCACCACCAUCCCAAAGCUGCAGAUGGACAUCCAUGAGCGACAGAGGAUCAUGGACCGGGUGAACGAGCGCGUCGAGUACAGCGCCUACAUGGCUGGCCAGAAAAAGAAGGCUGAGGAGUUGGCCGAUCAGGAACGACUCAUUUAUGCCAGCAUCGAUUGGCAAGAUUUCGUUGUGGUCGAAACGAUCGAGUUUGUGGAAAGCGACGAGCACACUGAGCUUGCUGCGCCCAUGAGCUUGAUGGAUCUCGAGAGCAUGACAUUGGCCCAGAGGCGCGCCGCAGUUCUUGCGCCUCCGGUGCAGGAGGAUCAAGGCGAUAUGGAAGUCGAGAUGGAGGAUGACGAUGUCGAUAUGGAGCAGGACGAUGAUGAUGAUGACGAGGCCGCCGCCCGCAUCGAGCAGCCCCAAGUUACCAAGACAGUCGACACCUCAGGUCCCAAGAAGAUCCGAACCGACUAUGUUCCCCAAGUCGGGCGACAGCAGCUCAACGAGCCCAUGUCCAAGUGCCCCAUCUGUGGCGAGUUGUUCAAGGACUCGGAGCUGGAUCGCCACAUCAAGAUCGAGCAGAUGGAUCCCAAGUGGCGAGAACAAAAGCGCGCUGCCGAAGCAAAGAAACAGGGCACCAACCUGCUGUCCGAAGGCGCCGACGUUGCUCGCAACUUGCAGAGGCUCUCGAGCUACCGUACCGAUAUCUUUGGUAGUGAAGAAGUUGGUAUCGGCCGCAAGGUUGGCGAAGAAGCAAGUGCAAAGGAACGACAGGUCGAGCGAGAGAAGGCCACCUGGGAUGGCCACACAGCCUCGAUCGGGUCGGCCACGCGACAGGCCCAGCAGAACGUGAACCUCGAGGACCAGAUCGCAGCCAUCCACCGGUCCAAGCUCGGAGGGGAGGACUCGUCCAUUGGCCCACAGAUCCCUCAACAGUCAUCGGGCCCAGCGCCUCUUCCGCCUCCCAUGCGUCACGCACCACAUUUCCCUCCAGGUCCCCCGGGCCCUCCUGGCUCUGGCUUCCCCGGGCCCCCUGGCCCCCCUGGCCCCCCAGGCAUGCGGGCACCCAUGGGCGGCAUGCCGCCGCGGUCGCUUGGUAUGCCUGGCAACGGGCCUCCUGGCAUGCCGCCGAUGCCCGGACCUCCUCCGCCAGGACUGCCGGGAAUGCCUCCGGUGCCAUCCCGCAUGCCCAUGGGCAUGGCGCCGCCUCUGCCCCCUGGAGCACCUCCCAUGGGAAUGGGUCCUCCAGGGGCUGCACCUCCUGGUAUGCCACCUGGUAUGCCGCCUGGCAUGCCGCCGGGUAUGGCUCCGGGUAUGGCUCCGGGUGCCGGUCGGGGAGGGCCCCCGCCCUUGCCCCCAGGACCACCGCCGAUGCCGGGGAUGCCGCCUCCAGGGACGACAGCAGGAAUGCCACCGCCGCCCCCAGGCGGUUCGGCCCCGCCGCCGCCGCCCAAAGCCAACGUGCGUGUGCUGCCGCAGGAAGAAGCGGCCGAAUCGGAUUCGAAAAAGAUGCGCCUGGAGGAGGAGCCUGGCACCGGCGUGCUGAUUGCCGAACCCGAGUUCUUGAAACGCAACCCGGACCCCGUGGCCCUCGUCAUCGUCACGGAGAGCGGCUCGAUUGAUCUGGAGCCGCUGCCGCCGCAGACACUGGUCAAGGCUCUCAAGGACCAGAUCCAAAGCGCUGCAAACGCCCCGGCCGCGAAGCAGAAGUUGGUGACCAGCGGCGGCAUCGUGCUGAAGAACAACCUGUCGCUGGCGUUCUACAACCUGCGCAACGGCGAUCGCUUGACGCUGGGCACACAAAAGCGUGGUGGUCGCAAGUGAGGGCCGGAUCGGCGGCAGCCAACGACAAUACAAGGCACCCGGCUGGAUUCGAGCGGCAGCCGAUUGCGGCAACCGAUCUGCGGCAACCGAUCUGCGGCAACCGAUCUGCGG